GUUCAUAAUAACAAUACGUAUACAUUUUAUUGUACACAAAAUUAUUUUACACGUAAUAGUAAAUAUAAUCCAACGUGCAUAUAUUGUCAUUAUUAGGGUUCGGGACUUGUUGCAUUUGUAUAUUGUUUGAUAACAAUUGCAGAAUAGUCUGAAUAAUAUAUACAUUUGUUUUAAAUCAUAACGGAUCGAAAUACAAAAAUUUUAAUUGCAUGUUUUCGCAUAUUUCGCCGUUUUCUGAACGAAACGCAUAUUUUUUGACCAAUGUUGGCAAUUUAAUUGUUCUUCAUAGCAUAUUUACGCAGUUUUCGUUCGAUGUUAAGCAGAUAUAUUUUAAAGGUUAACAUUAUUAUUUUUUUUUUUUUUACUUUCAUGCAUUGGUCAAUAGAAUGAGUCAGGAUAGGGCAACAAGUAAAAUACCUAAUUGUUCCUGCGUGUUCUAUCAGUUACCGUAUAUCAUUUAGAGAAUUUUAAAGGAAAAUAAGGGUACUUUCCUGUUAUACGAGACUACCCUGUUUUUCGAUCACAUCACAAUCCUGUUAUCUAAGACUACAAAAAUGAUACUUUCCUGUUAUACGAGACUACGGCUAUUAUCGCGACUACCACCCAAGACUACCUCCGUUAUCGCGACCGGGAUAAUGUGGCAUAAUUUUAAACCGGUUUAUUUUAGCAAAUUUUAGGGAAUUUUAGGCCUAUCUCAAUUCUCAAAUGAUAUAAACGAUAUUCAUAAACUACAAUUAUAUUUAUUAUAUUAUAUAUAUAUCAUUACGUAUAUUAUCACCUUUUUAUAAAAGUAGACUGUUCUGCAGUCAUUUCGCUGUAGUCGUCUCGUCUGUCUCGUAUUCUCGUUAGUUACGUUUGUUGUAUUUUUCUAAUUUUUUUAUUAAUUAAUUAAUUAAUACGAUAUGGACAUGUGGUCUCUACCUCAAAGUGAAGAGGAUACAGUAAAGCUGCUUCAGGAACACGGUAUUUUACUUACGCAAAGACAAUGCAAGAAUGGUCAUGACGCUAAAUUAUACUUCGGAAAAUUGAUAUUUUGGAAGUGUAAUAUUAAAAAUUGUCAAAAAAAAAGUCAAGAGUUAACUUCAAUAAAAUGGUAUGAACAACAUUUGAAAAUAAAUAAUAAUACAGUAAUAGAUUGGAAUAACUAUUUGAGGGAAGUUUGUGUUCUAAAUAUUGAGGCAAGGAACCAAGGAAAAAUUGGAGGACGCGGAAAAAUUGUCGAAAUAGACGAAAGCUUAUUUUCCAAGCGCAAAAAUAAUACAGGCAGAAUUCUUCCACAACAGUGGAUUUUUGGAGGUCUAUGUUGUGAAACUAAGGAAUGUUUUUUGAUCCAGGUUCCUGAUCGGACCAUGUCUACUCUCCUAAAUGAAAUAUUAUUAAAUAUAAAAAAGGGAACAAAAAUGUAUUCUGAUUGUUGGCGGGCAUACAACUCUAGUGAACUUGAAACAGCGUGUUUUAAACAUUUUACAGUAAACCACAGCAAAAACUUUGUAGAUCCCCAAAGUGGAGCACAUACUCAAAAUGUAGAACGUCUAUGGGGAUCAGCAAAAUGGGGGAAUAAAAAACAUCGUGGAACUGCGCGUCAUCAUCUAAAAUCAUAUUUAGCUGAAUUCAUGUGAAGACAAAAUGCAAAAGAAUUUAAAUUCAUCGAAAUUUUAAAAACAAUAAAAAUUCAU
Messenger RNA from Sipha flava (yellow sugarcane aphid), 1676 nucleotides. RefSeq lists its product as uncharacterized. The transcript is spliced from 2 exons. Lineage: Eukaryota; Metazoa; Arthropoda; Insecta; Hemiptera; Aphididae. The coding region runs from base 903 to 1619 and encodes 238 amino acids. The record is from RefSeq and is a predicted model, not a curated record.